Messenger RNA from Anopheles gambiae (African malaria mosquito), 1839 nucleotides. RefSeq lists its product as uncharacterized. The transcript has 8 exons. The record is from RefSeq and is a predicted model, not a curated record. Bases 525 to 1622 code for a protein of 365 amino acids. Lineage: Eukaryota; Metazoa; Arthropoda; Insecta; Diptera; Culicidae.
CAAGUGAAAAUGUCACUUUUCGGCUGUUUUUUCGACAAACAUUUCGUGCACGAUUUGACAAACGAAACAGUGUACGAGAUUCAGACUUUUUUCGGCACAUAACCUCAAUUUCGGCACAUAACCUCAACUGCGGCGCAAAACUUCAAACGAAGCGUUACAGCUAAAAAUGAAGCGGCAUAAAAAAGAGAGAGAAUGCAAAAAAACGCUUCAGGUGCUUGUGCUGUGCGCAGCUUUGUCUUUUGCUCGCACACACUCUUCUCCAUCCGCCCCCUCCCCUCUUCAUUUUACGUAUAUACAUCGUUGGUGGUAUUGUAGUGUGUGGGUUGAGACAUUAUGACAAUCUGUUCUCCACAGUUCUGCGCACACGGUUUUAUUUACUUGGUGUUCGUUGUCUGGAAAGAUAGGCCGGCAGAAUCAAGAUUUAAUGUUAGGUUUAUAUAGUGUCAAUUUUACUUACCGUCGAUUUGGAUCCGUCGUCCUAGCAACAUAUUGAUCAAAAACCUCGCUGCUGGACGUGGUUUGGGAUGGAUAAAACAAACGACAUAAAAUCUUCAACGAAUUCUACAAUGGUAUCCAAUAUUACAAGGGAAAACGUACAGAAGACAACCAAAUAUCCCAGCUUGGUCGAUCUUAAUGUUGUAUCGCAUCCUUGCUCCACUCGGACAAGUUCUACGGCAAUCUUUUAUUACGAUGGUGCACGUAUUUUCUCGGAGCAUAAUUACGUAGACAACGCGCGGUUCAUAGAAUUACCAACAGAAAACGAUAGUUUAACUUUGCCUGCUCCCUAUAAUCCGUUUGUCGGUCCGAAAACAUCUAAAGAACUCAAUAUUAAUUCAACGUUUUUAACAAACGACACAAGUUUAGAUGCAGCUACCAAUAAUGAUACCUCAAAAUAUGAACACCAGAUAGUCGUCAAUAAUCCUACUGCACAGAAAAAAAGAAAAAUUUCUACUCCUCUUGCGUACAAGGAACUUGAGGACUUACGCGUAAUGUUUGACGAGUUUUGUGUCUCAUUAACUGCUCAGAUUAAUGAAAAAAACGAUGAAGUCAAAGAAAAUUUCAAGGUGAUCAAUAACCGCAUGGACCAAAUUGACACCAAAAUGGAUAUCGUUUUAAAGAAUACAGCACGUUCUAGAUUCAUAUCAGAAGAACUGAUUACGAUGACUCGUCCUCGCGAAGGUUUACUUCCCAGGACGGAAUUUGAAGUGAAUCAGAUUAAUUCUGAAGAAGAAUUGAAAACCUUCGAUGUUAAACUAAAUAAUGAUUCAGAUUUCAAGCGAAAGGUAGUUAGAUGGAUGCAACUGCAAAUCACACGCAAUGAUGUGGAUAAUCGUUUACACGAUGCGAUAGAUUUAUUAUUUACAAAAACAUUCUUUGCGCAAAUGAAUUGGUCCGGUAUAAGCAAAACAUGUGAUGUAACUAAAACAGGUUUACGUAAUUAUAAGAAUAUUCUACAAUUAUUUGUAGAAAUAGGGAGCACAAAUUCAUUAACACCGGCUAUUAAUUAUGUUGCUUUAUACUUACAAAAAAAAUUAAGACAUGCUGCUGAACGUAUACAUAUUGACAAUACGAAGCGAACUUCAAGCCAUACCGCAAAACGUAAUAGUAAUAAUCAUGGAUGAUUUUAUUUUUACGUUAUGUAUUAGUAUUUUAAAUACGUUGUACGUCAUCCAAAUUGACUAAAAAUGUUUGGUUAUAAUUAUUAAAAAAUCAUAGUGAAUUUAUAACUAUAUAAGAACUGCGGAUAAAACGAAAACUUACCUUUAUUUUCAUAUGUAAUACGUUAUAUAAUAAUUUAAGACGUGAAUUAAAAUUAAAAAAAAGAGAGGUUUCACUUUA